This is a messenger RNA of Vitrella brassicaformis, 2872 nucleotides long. NCBI's taxonomy places the organism in Eukaryota, Vitrellaceae. The record is from the annotation of a GenBank genome assembly.
AGCCAAACCGCUGCGGCCAGAGAGGAUGAGGCCUUCUCUGCUGCAGUGCGUCAGUGUCAGCUGCUGAAGAAUGAGCAGGAUCUGCCUUAAUCGCGAUGAAACUAUCUCUUCCGUUCGUCGUCGUCUUGCUCCUGAUGGUAUACUCGGUGCUCGGCUUGGAGAGGAAGCUCGUCAGAAGUCAUCCCUCGUUCAUGUCGAACCCGCCAACUCGACGGCUGUCAGGCACCCGACACGGGCGCGUGCUGCACAGACUCCCCUGCGGCAGUGGGCGUGUUCGUUCCAGAUCUGUCUACUCAAGGCUGCUCACAAGGCGGCCUUCUGUACUACCAGAGCAGCAGCAGACGGGCGGGAAGGUCGUCUUCAAGAUCAAGAAUGCCGUCAACAAGCUGCUGCGAUCCGCUGUGGGCAGGGCGAUUCGGCGGCGGAGAGCUGUAUACUCUAUAGCUACAGAACAGGUGCGCACAAGGAAGGGAGGAACCCAUCCGACCGAUUGAACAUCAUCUUGUCGCUGUGUGCAGGUCGCUGAAGCCGAGGAUUUAUCAGACAACGCCGUUGUGCUCUCAAUGGAGGCGGGAGCGAGCAUUCAGAAGAAGAAGCGACCAAACUUCGCCCUUCGAAAGAGACGGAGCAGGAGGAGGAGGCGGCGGCCGCCGUCUGCAGGCAAGAGGACCGGCAAGAGCAGGGUUGACAGCGGGACAGCAAAUGCGUCAAAGAUGUCCUCAAGAUCACGUUCAAAUGCCAAGAGGAUCGACGCGCCCAUCGCCAGCUACCACAAGCUGCUUUCCAGCCUCAACAAGGCGUCUGACACGCCUGUCCAUCUCGACUUCCGCCUGUACCUCUGCGCGCUCAACGUAUACCCGCACGGCUUUCCCGACAGGCUCUCUCAGAAGAAGAUGCGUCCGAUCUUCACUGUUGGCUCAAAGGUGUUCAAGCUCCUGGGGCACUUAUUUACCUUCAUGAGGUGCGGCGGGUCGCCCAGCAACGGGGAGCUGGGCGAGUCGGUGGAGGAAUUCCACGAACGGGUCACAGCGUCGCUGGAGGGAAGGAAAGCCGACCACACCCUCCCGCCUUCCUGCAGCAAGAAGGAGGCAAUCAGAUUACUCGGGGCCAUCUACUGGAGCAACCUUUGCUCGGAGAGCGGAAGAGAUGGAUACCUCCACUUGGACAAGGCGAUGCGGGCGUCGCUGACGCUGCUGGAUCACGUGAUCCUGGCGCCAUCUGGUCGCUCAGCGCGCAAGUCGUUGCCCCGGCUGCUGCCUCUCUUGACCAACGGCUCGGUGGCCCUAUCGGAUUGGGAGCAUCCCGGUGAUGGGCAGAUGCCUAACGAGGAGGUGGAGAGGAUGUGGGGGUAUGAGUUCACUGACAAGAGGAUACUCGAGAGGGCGCGCAUCGCCACCACCACUAUGUCUGAGAUUGCUCAGGGAAAUCUGACCAACACGGUGGGUGGACAAGGGGCAGGCAUGACACGCACGCGCGGAUACGCACACAAAUGCAUUGUGUCUUGUUUGCAGACGGAAAUCAUGGACAAUGAGGCAAUGGAGUUCCUCGGUGAUGGCGUGUUGAGCCUUCUGUCUGUGCACCUCACUCGCGACAACACCAGCGACACCCGCCACAGCUUGGCCCACCUCAACUUCACUGAGACGGAGCAGCAAGUGACCAACGCCGUGCUGGCCGACAAGAUGCAGCGGCGGCUGGAAAGGGCCAACAGGACGCUAGCCGAAGUCGUGAGAGUGGAUCGGGAUGAUCUCACUGCCAAGAAGCGGUGGUCUGACCUCUAUGAGGCGUUUAUCGGCGCCAUCUUUCUCGACUCGGAUAUGUCGCUGGAACGGGUUCUCGAUGUCAUCGCCGUCGACUUCCCGCUGGCACAUCACCGCAAGAAAGCCGCCCCUCCUGUCCCAUUAUCCCCCUCCCCCGCUUCUAUCCUCUCAAUCGGUCUGCCUCAGAGCAUCGCCACGCCCCGAUUUCACGACACCGGUGUGCCAUGGCGUCACCACGUCGACCAAGAGACAAAGCUCGGGCUGGACGAGAGGGGCAGCGUUGUCGUGGCCAUCAGCUCGGACGACGGAGAGAUGAGGCGGUUCACUUUGCCGCAUGUGGGCUACGACCUGAUCGAUUUGGACCUUAUCCUAAGGAGGAACAAGCGAGGGGGGAGAGGGAGGAAGAGGUACCACUACAUCAGCACCGUGAGGCUCAUCCUCGACCCGUCCAAGGUUCCGCCGAUCCACCAGGAAGACUCCCUCAAACUGCGCAUGCAGAAGCUCAGCAGGGCCCUGUUGUACCUCACUGCUUCGUCGGACAAGCACCAGCACCAGCACCAUCGUCGCUUCACGAUCCGCCCGGUGACCGUGAGUGAGAUCCGUGGCUUCGGCGCCGUGAAAGCCUUACAAGAAGACCAUGGCCGCUAUCUGCCUGAAGACGUGUGGAUGCGGCGGGAUGGCGUGGAGGGAAAUGAGGCCGAUGCCUAUUACAGCGCUACAGCAGGGGUGAGGACGCGGGCGGCUGACCGCAAGAGACAGAGAGUGCUCUCCCUCGCCGAACGGGCGUUUCGGUGAGGGGUGAGGGGAGGGGGAUGUGGAAGGGCAGAGGGGCAACGCCCCUCUGGAGGGGCAACGCCCCUCUGGAGGGGCAACGCCCCUCUGGUGUGUGUGUGUGUGUGCGUGUGCCUGCCUACUGGCAGCCAGCGAUGCGACGUGUAAAGAUGGAUGGAUGGAUGGAUGGGCUUUUUGGUAGUCAAGCUUGUAAGGGCGGAGGUAGACAGACCAGCAGUGUGUGAGUGAGGCGUGUGGUUGCAUCCUGACCUUUUGACGAGAGCUUCGUGCUCGGGGCGGGAGCCCUACAAUGACUUGCCUGUGUGUGGUGGUUGAAAAGUGAC